Hemicordylus capensis (graceful crag lizard) is the source of this 10678-nucleotide messenger RNA. RefSeq names its product zinc finger HIT-type containing 6 (gene ZNHIT6). The transcript is spliced from 10 exons. Gene Ontology annotation, biological process: maturation of LSU-rRNA from tricistronic rRNA transcript (SSU-rRNA, 5.8S rRNA, LSU-rRNA); snoRNA localization; box C/D snoRNP assembly. The record is from RefSeq and is a predicted model, not a curated record. The coding region runs from base 227 to 1138 and encodes 303 amino acids. NCBI's taxonomy places the organism in Eukaryota, Metazoa, Chordata, Lepidosauria, Squamata, Cordylidae. Gene Ontology annotation, cellular component: pre-snoRNP complex; nucleus.
CUUCCCGGGCCUGGAGGCCUCGCUACGGCUCUCCCCUUUUCCCGGUGACAACCCAGCGGCUUGCAGCUCCUCCGUUUCCCUCGCGCCAGCCUGGAGGUCUUUCUUCGGGCUCCCGUCAGGGGGCAGCCUCUCACUUUCACGCGUCCAGUUAGUUCGCAAAGCUAACGAGCCGGUCUAGGCAAGAACUGGAAACGGGGCAGGCCGACCGGCGUGGCCGUGUGUGCACAUGGAGAGCUUAGUGAUGCCGGCUGCCCCCGGGGCAGAGGAAAAAAGCAGCACCCAGGAGGCCCUCGGGGUCGACAGCCUGAAGCGGAAGAUGUCGCUGCGGAGAUGCGAGAGUUGUAACACAGAAGCGGCAAAAUAUCGGUGUCCUCGGUGUAUGAAAUAUUCAUGCAGCUUGGCUUGCGUGAAACAACAUAAAGCUGCCUUCAGUUGUAACGGCGUCAGAGAAAAGACAGCAUUUGUUUCCAUAAAUGAGUUCAGCGACUUAAAUCUUCUAAGCGAUUAUCGUUUUUUGGAAGAUGUGGGAAGAAUGGCUGACUGUGCUGCUCGAGAUGUUAUUUCACAUAAACGAAAAAGCAAUAAAUUUCUGAACUUUUUGAAAAACAGAGCUCGGAGGCAUAGCAUCCACCUGCAGACUUUACCAAUCGGAUUCACAAAGAGGCAAGAGAAUUCCACCUACUUUAACAAAAAGAAACAAAAGUUCUACUGGCACUUGAAACUCAUAUUUCCUCACAGUCAUGCUAAAUUCACAGAAAAAAGGGUGCCAGAUGAUAAACCAUUGUGUGACAUUCUUAAGUCGUAUGUUGAUCCUCAAGAGUCUGAUCCUGUUAUCCGUCAAAGAUUAAAAAUCUACACAAUGUCCCCUCAAUCAGAUAUUCAAAUUCUUAUGAAAAUGGAAAACGGGCCACACAAUUCCAUCAGGUACGAAGAACUGGAUACCAGCAAAGGCCUUCUAUACAACUUGAAGGGGAAGGUUGUCAUUGAAUACCCAGUUUUGGAAGUGGUUUUGCAAAAAUUCAAGACAGAUAUGGCAAUUCUUAGCCACACUAAGAAUAAAGGUGACAACAAAUCUGGAAAAGACCUGAUUAGCGAAAGCUCAUCUGAGGAAGAGGGGGAAAUCCGAGAUAGUUCCUGAAGAAGCUACAUCAUGGGUGGGGUCAGAGGUGCCUGUUUAUCCCCAGCUGUUUGAAAAUGCAGUGAAUUUUUCAACUUACCAGGACUGAUCAUCUCAAUUAGUAGGAACACCUGUGCUGGCUUCCACCCACUCUAAUCAGCCCAGCCAGACAGCCCACAUGGUCUGAGCCAUGGUCUGGUGAAUUUUGAACAUCCAUUUGUUAUAACAUCCCAAAACUAUAGCCAUUGAAAAACAUUGCAGUCCGUUAAUUUAAUUGGAUUUAUUUAAAGAGCUAACUUAGUUUCCUUUUUAAAAAAAUAUUGACAAAAUAUGAAGACUGUACAUGGACUUAUUUGCCAAUUUGUGGAUACUUAUUAAUUUCCCCUCCUCUUGACUUAACUGGUAACACAAUGUGUUUUACAGUAACUUUUUAGCGUUUGGUUAAGACUUUGUUUUGAAUACAUACACCUCUUGUUGAAAAGAUUGCUGUUAGAAGGGCAGGGAAUCAUAGUAACUUGGAAAACAGCUGCCAGUUAGGACAGACAAACUAGAUUGUCUUACUUUGUGUAAGGCAGUCUCAUAUAUGCAUAAAUUAAUAAAUAUUAAAGGAAAAGUAAAUUCUAAGAAGUGAUUGGUGCUGAACGGUGUUUUUAUUGAAUGUGAAGGACAGCAAAAGUAAUAUUAUUAUUCUAUUAUAAAUUAAGGAUAAACUAGUAUUUUACCUCCUGGUAAGCCAAGUAAAUACUGCAUCAAUUGUAUUAUGGUGCAGCAGAGAUCUAUGCAGGCCAACAGGAAUGUAAGGAUCUAAGAAAUUUUGCCUUACAAUGUGUUUAAUAGAACAUUUGUCAGGCACGAUACUUCUGUUCAGGGCAAAAUGGGCAGAACUUUCCCUCAUGUAUUUGAUAAAGUGGAGUCUGCCAGUGCAAAACAAAGAAGAACAACAACAAAAAACCCUCCAUAGUGGCUUUGCCAAGGCAAUCAGCACUUCAGAGCAUUUAACUCAAUGGCAAUCAGCACUUCAGAUUAUGUCAGCCUGUCAGGACUCUCCUUGCCCAAGUGUGCAUACUAACAUCCAGUAAGGUUGCUUCGCAUGAGAACUAAAGCAUCCUAUAUGCUGCCUGAAGGAUACUGAAUGCUCAGUACUCUUGUGCUAACGCAUUUCUGGGACUUUCAAGCUAAUUUGUUUACUACUGAAUAUCAUUUAUAAACAAAUUAUAGUCAAGUAUAGCCAGGUAUAGUAUUAAUUAUAGUCUGCUAUAUGCAGUCUGCUCCUCCUAAGUCUAUUUGGGAGGGGGAGAUUGCAGAAUUAUACCACUUGUAUGAAUUUGUACUCUGUUUAUGGCUUAGGCUUGUUAGGGUCCCAAGUGAAGGGUCUCUGCUCUUCCUAUUGAUGCUACAGUACCUAGCUACUUAAUAUUUGCCCUAGACGGGUUAUGAUGGUCUGGUGUCAAGCAGAGAUAAAUGCUUAGCAAAUUUUAAAUUAGAUGGUAAUAUUACAAAGAAUGCUGUGACAAAAGAGCUCUCACACCAAUAAACCAGGCAGAUAGUGAUCACUUUUUCUUGCCACAGCGGUUGGAGCCAUGUUUGAAGUGUACAGCAUGGAUGUAACCAAAGCAACAUUAUUUAAAGUUUACCAUAAAGCAUAUCCAUCAUCUUUAAGAGUUAGUGUAGAAACUGGGAAAACUUAAAGUAUUGUACAGUUGCAAAAGCCUAAAAAUGCAAUUGAAAAGGCCUGGAAAUCUAUAGAUUCAAAAUAGACCUUGCAAAUCUGCUGCAGUUCUAAAGUAAGUUAAAUAAGGUAUGAGAUAUUAGCUAAAUAGUGUGUGUUCUGAAGCCAUAGGCAAUAGUCAACCAUAAUAUUGCCCUGCCUCUCCAUAGCUAGUCACCUGCAGCCCAGUUAUGAGCCAUACAAUCCACGAGUCUGGACAGAGUGCAUUAUUUUGUUGUAUAAGCCCUAGACAUCAGUGUGCUGUAACACACCUGCCAAAUGAGCCAGCUGACGGAAAAUGAACUUCAGCUAAAAAAUUUAAAAAAUUAGGUAGUUGACAGAUUUUGGAUGAAUAUCUUUAAAAGCCUGACAACUUGUUCAACUGCACUGCGCAAUGGUCUCCUUGGGGAACUGGUGAGCAUCUCAUUUACUGAGUCAUUUAAAGCUGGAUUGGACAAAGCACUGGAAAAAGUGCUGUGGUAAUAGCAACCUCAGCCCUUGUGUUGGUACAUUUGCAGCUUCAAAGUACUGAAUAAACAUUAGCUCAUUGUUCUUGCAUGAAAGAGUAAGUAUUAUUUAUUAUGAUCACUUUAUUGUCUUCGUUUUACAUAAGAGGGGAGGUGGGAUUAUGUAAUUGCUCCAGGGCACACAGAAAAUUGGUGGAAUACCAAAGUAACAGCCAAACAAUUCAUGUGGUCCUGUGGUCUGUUUACUGGAUUAGCUAUCUGUUGAAGGGGCCCUAAAGAGUGGGAUGUGUGAAGCUGCUUUUUACUGAGUGAGACCAAUGCUUGUCUAGCCAAAUAUACUGUCUGCACUCACUGUAAGUGGUUCUCCAGAACUCCAAGUAGAGGCCUUUCUCAAUAGGGGUACCAUUAAAGAGGACAACAUAGUUGGGUGGAACCUUACUUUAUUUUUACCCUUCAUCAUAGUAAAAUAUCUCCCUACUCCCUAUUGAAUCCUGAAAUGAUGGCCUUGCUUCUCAGACCCACUACUUCCUGAAGGGGAGAAUACACUGAGACUUCUUUUCAUCAUUAUUUUAUUUUAUUGACUCCUGUUCACAAAAAGCAAAAGAAGAACUCAUUGCGUUCUAUAAAUAAUUGAAAAAUGGAAAUCACAUAACUGGUAGACACCUUUAUAUAGCAUUUGUCCUCAAAAGGGGCAAAGUCCACUUAGGAAUAAAGAAUAUAGACCAAUGUGUAUUGGCACUAGGGGGUGAGGCUACGUUUAAUCCACUGUGUAUGUGCUGUAAGUGACCAGAGCCAAGGGGACAGGCAGGAACUGAGGAACUGCUAGAGCUUGAUCAGUCAUUGAAUAAAAAUGUCUUGCUAUGCAUCCGGCCAUUAAACAAAUCCCAAAUUAAAGAACUACCUUUUCUGCCAAAUGAGUCAUUGGGUGGUAACAGCUCAAGGACCUAAAACAAAAUUGGUUGCUAACAGCCUGCCAAACAGUUGCUUGUUGUCCACCUUCUUGAAAGGUAGUCUUGUGGUUGCAAGCAUGACUUGUCGCCUUAACUAAGCAGGGUCUGCCCUGGUUGCACAUGAGUGGGAGACUAGAAGUGUGAGCACUGUAAGAGAUUCCCCUCGGGAUGGAGCCACUCUGGGAAGAGCAUCUAGGUUUCAAGUUGCCUCCCUGGCAUCUCCAAGAUCGGGCUGAGAGAGAUUCUUGCCUGCAACCUUGGAGAAGCCUCUGCCAAUCUGUGUAGACAAUACUGAGUGAGAUGGACCUAUGGUCUGACUCAGUAUAUGGCAGCUUCCUAUGUUCCUAUGAAAGAAGACAAACAAUUCAGCACUUCUAUCCCUAGACCAUACUGUGCCCUUCCAAAAGCGGUUGGCACUACUUGUAAGCUGUGACAGCAGCAGCAUGGAAUGGAAUGUGGUAAGUGGAGGACUACUCUCAAAGCCUCUCCUGCAGUGAAUCACCAGUGCUAGAGAUGGAGUUCCCACAUACGUUUUCAAUAAAACAUUGUGAGUUGCCACUUCUAACACUGAUAGCAUCAUAUGAAAACUGAAUGUAGUUCUGUAUGGUACAAAAUAAUUUUAAUACAAAAACAAUGUUUUGUCCCCAUCAUGUCCUAGAUAUUUUGCUAACAUAGUCAACAACAGUUGGAUUUUCCAAAGUAGUGAAGCCUGGAUAAAUAGACAUAGUAAAACCCAUACAGGUGUUUUAGAAGGCAAGAUUCACUUGGGUCCUCUUUAGUGCUCCAGGUGAUUUUUUAGGAAUGCUUCAGUUGUUACCUUUCCUUAAUUUUGCCUCCCAAGUCAGGUCUGCCGGUUCUGAUAGCUGGCCCUGCUUCUAGCUAUCUUUAACUUUAUUUUGUUGCAUCUGAAGACAAGAGUUAUGGAAGUUAACAUUUAAAAUAGGUCUCAACUUUAGUUCUGAAACUACUAUUAAGCUUGGUAAAUCUCACUAGAUCCUUGACAUGAUCCCAGUAUAUUCACGCAACUGCGAUACGCGCCUGCGCAGGAUACCAUUCAGGAAAAUUCUACAAGCUGCAUGCAGAGCUCCUGACUCCGCCCACAGCAUGCAUGCGUCCGUCAACAUAGGUGGUCAGAGCACCACUCUCAGUUCCUUUCCAACCGCCAACCAGUACGGACACCUCGGAAGGUUCUUCUGCUUCAGCUGGGGUUCGCUGCCUCAGCCUUCCUGAUUCGUGAGAGAACAUUCUCUGUAUUUUCUUAGUCUAAUAUCUUCUUGUGUUGCUGGCCUGUUUUUGAUAACAGACAGAAAGAAAAAUAACUUCAAGAGGUGUGGAAAAUGUAACACCGCUUUCCCCUCUUCGAACUGUCACUCCUUAUGUCUCCUCUGCCUCAGCAAGGCAAACACUUGUAAAAUCCUACUUUUGAGAUUGAAAGACGCUGUCUACAAUUUGGCACUAAAACCUUCAGCAUCAAUGUCUACCCCUUUGGCUAUCCCAAUUGGACCCUCAAUGUCAAAAGCCACUACACAGUCUAUGAAAUCUUCUAAGGGCUCCAAUGUGAAGACGGCAACACCAAGUUGAGUGACACCGAGCCCCCAACCUUUGACCCCAAAGUAGAUGCCGAAGGAUAAGGCUACCGCUCCAAAGCCGUCUUCCCCGCCUUCGAAAGGGGCCAAGCUGGGAAAGGCUACAUCGGACACAAAGCGUCACUCUGCCUCCUCAACUGCUUCAUCUGCUCCCAAAAAUUUGAAGUUAGACUCAAUGUCCAGACCCCCGAUGCUGGAGAUUUCUGCGACAUUGAAACCGUCCACGUCGGAGAGGCAUCUGAAACGGAAAGCUCCAAAGUAUCUUUCAAUGUAGACGCAGCCAGCGAAAGUACCCUAGUGGUGAAUUAUGCCUCCUCUUCCCAUUCUGGCAGACAGCAUGUAGCCCCAGUUGACAAAGAAGGCAGCAAACUGGACACCAUGGGGAGGAGACUUUAUUCCACAAGUACCCUCACCAUGCGCAUUGCCAAGUACACCACAUGUAUGUCACAUUACCAGCACUCCCUGUGGGAGCAACUCACAGACGCAACCGGAGGACAUGCCAACUAAACCCAAAGAAUUACAAGAAAAGUCUGCUGAUAUUACCAGACAGCAGAUCAGUACAGCCUGCCACCUGACAAACUGUGAGUCAAAGAACAUGGCUGGCGCGAUGGCCCUGAGUCGUCACGCGUGGCUAUGCUCCUCUACCUUGCAGUAUGAUACUAGGGAUAAGAUAGAGGACCUUCCAUUUGAGGGUGAGGGUCUGUUCAGUACCGGUACUGACAACACGUUAGAGAAACUUUAAAAAUCUAAAUUGACUGACGACACGUUAAAUUGUUAAAUUGACUGAUGACAAAAAUCUAAAUAGACUGAUGACACGUUAGAGAAACUUUAAAAAUCUAAAUUAACCACAAAGUCAUUUGCAGUCCUAACAGCCCAACUAGGCUAUCAGUCUAGACCCAAACCCUCCUACACUCCAAUUACUUCAUAUGGAAAGUACCGUCCCCAAUACAAGAACUUUGAAAGGCGUGUUUUUAAGAAAUCUUCCAGGCCUUCGGCUAAACCCUACCAACCCAAGUAUAGGUCGAACAACCAAUGCCCCAACAGGGUGAGAACUCCAAACAAGGCCUUUGAUAGCUCGGACACUCCUGCAAAAGUACCCAUGAUAUCCCAACACCUGGACAAUUGGAAGAGGAUAACUACGGACAAGUGGGUGCUUUCCAUAAUCCAGUGGGGCUACGCUAUUCAAUUUCACACCCAUCCCUCGUUCAUGGGUAUAAAAUCCACUGCAUCAAACCCUACCCACCAGAUGGAGGUGUCAACCCUUUUGGAAAAGGACACAGUAGAACAGCUGAGAUGCACAGUGCAAGCACUUUUGUUCACAGGCAGCCGUAGGAACCAGUUCUAUGGGGGAUGCCUUCCUGGUUCCAUGGGAUGAGACCCUAUACUACAUAUUUCCUUCUCUGCCCUUGAUUUUGCGUGUUCUUAACAGGAUCAUUCACCAACAAACGGACUGCAUACUGAUUGUUCCAGACUGGCCACAACAAGCAUGGUACCCUAUGAUACUGAGACUCUCAAAGGGCAGGUCCCGGCCCUUACCAAGUGCUCCGGACUUACUGUCCAUUAUUAUUAUUAUUAUUAUUAUUAUUAUUAUUAAUUUAUUUCUUGCUUACACAGUCAGACAGGUGUUAUUGACUGGUUUGUUUUAUAUUACUAUUAUUAUUAUUAUUAUUAUUAUUAUUAUUAUUAUUAUUAUUAUUAUUAAAAAUAUGUAUACCCCGCCCCUCCAGUGCAAUACAGCUCGGGGCGGCUUACAAUAAUAUAGACACAGAUACAAGUAAUAAAAUUAAUUUUUUUUAAAAAGUCAGAUUGAAAACAAUUAUUAGGUUCAAAUUAAAGCUGAAAAUUAUAAAGAGCUAAAGAACCUACCAGAUAUAACAAAAUAAUGAUAUUAAAAAGCCUCCUUAAAAAGUUUUGUUUUAAGAUGUUUUUUAAAAACACUGAGGGAGGGAGCAUGGCGAAGCUCUUCAGGGAGGGCGUUACAAAGCCAAGGGGCCACAACUGAAAAGGCCCUGCUAACCAGUCCCUGCCAACCAGAUCUCUGUUAGUGGCGGGGUCAUGAGCAGGGCCUGAGUUGAUGAUCGGAGGGCCCUGGCAGAUUCAUAUGGGUGAAUGCGGUCCAUCAGGUACCCCGGCCCCAAGCCGUGUAGGGCUUUAAAGGUCAAUACUAGCACCUUGAAUCUAGCCCGGAUGCGGACUGGUAGCCAAUUAAGCUGAUGCAGGAUGGGUGUAAUACUCGUGAAGCGAUUCGUACCCACGAGCAUCCUUGCGGCAGCAUUCUGAACCAGCUGAAGCUUCUGAACAGUCUUCAAGGGCAGCCCCACGUAGAGCGCUUUGCAGUAGUCCAAUCUGGAUGUUACCACCACAUGAGUGACUGAGGUCAGGUCUGACUGACCAUGCAUGUCCAUGCCUCGUGGUCAAGUACUACACCAUAGUGUCAAGAUGCUGAAGCUCAUGUCAUGGAGACUCAAGCCGCUGAGCCCUGUGACCUACUCUUAGAGGAAAUUCUCUUCAAUUAAAAGAAGCCCUCUACAAGGAAAACAUAUGUAACAAAAUGGAAGCACUUCUCUGCGUAUGCUGGAGCACACUCCUUCUCACCCAUGAAGGCCACCAUCCUGCAGGUACUGAGAUAGUACCUGAGAUAGUAGUCCCUAGUCUCAAGUUGGCCGGUUUUUCUACUGCUUCUAUUAAAAUCCACCUUCCGGCCAUCUCCAGUUGUCAUAUGGGUGUUGAUAACGUGGCCAUUUUCUCCCAUCCCCUUUCAAAGAGAUUCCUCAAGGGUUUGGAAAAUCUAAACCCACAUACACGGGCCCCUACCCCACAGUGGUCCCUUUCUUUGGUUCUGGCAGGCCUCUUGAACAGCCCCUUUGAACUACUGUCUCUCUCUGAUUCCUAUUGCUCAAGACAGCCUUUCUUAUUGCAGUCACUUCUGCCAAGUGAGUUAGUAGCUGUGCGCCCUUAGAUCUUACUUCCCUUACAUUCAAUUUCACAAAGACAAGGUCGUCAUGCGUUUGGAUCUUUCCUUAAUUCCCAAGAUCAGUUCAAGUUUUCCUAUCAGCCAAGAUGUGAUCCUGUCAGCCUUCUUCCAUGACCCACAGUCUGACUUGGAACCAUCCCUCCACACACUGGAUGUACACAGGGUGCUUGCGUUUUAUCUUGACAGGAUUCAUCCAUUCCGAAAGGAUCACACACUCUUUGCAUCCUACAGGAAGGGUAAAAAAGGCAUGUGGAUCACUCCUCAACGCUUGUCGCGCUGCAUUGUUCAGGCCAUAGUGGAAGCCUACAAGGCCCAGGGUAAGGACCCCCCUCAAGGCGUAAGUGCCCACUCUACUAGAGCAGUAGCCUCAUCAGCUGCCAACCUGUCGGGUGUCUCCAUUGCUGAACUUCGAAGAGCCGCCACCUGGUCUUUGGACAACCCCUUCAUCAAGCACUAUGCGCUAGACCUUUGUUCCUGCAAAGAUGCACACUUUGGGAGGGGUGUCUUGAAGCAAGUUCUAUCCUAACUUCACUCAGGGUAAGUCCAAGAAACCCACCUCCUGGAGGGGCUUACUAAUCUCCCAAUUGUGUGAAUACACUGGGAUCACAUCUUGGAUAAACAGGGCGCUUACCUGUAACUGAUGAUCCUUCAAUGCUCCUAGAUAUUCACACAUCCCACACUAUCUCCUCUCUUCCUUGGAGUUUGUGCUCUGGGCAACAUUUAUGUUUUACUUACCUGUUCUCUCACUCACGUCUCCAGUUCCAUUUAUGAUGGUCACUGACGUCCGGCGGUCAUCCAGGAACCGAGGAGAGUGGCGCUCCAACUGCCUAUGUCAGUGGAUGCAUUCGCACUGUGAGCAGAGUCAGAAGCGUCAUGCGAAGCUUGUAGAAUCUUCCAGAUGGUCUCCUGUGCAGGCAUGUAUCCCAGUUGUGUAAAUACCUAGGAUCACUCAAGGAUCAUCAGUUUACAAGUAAGCAUCCUGUUUUUUUCCAUGGGACAUAGAAGCUCACAGGUGACUUCACAACUGGGGCUUUAAAUAUAUAGCCUUUCUCUUAGACUUAUGUCCAAUAGGGAUACUAUUUACAUUUUUUUAAAUGAUACUAAUAAAGCCAAGGGUCAUGUUCAAGGCAAUGAUGGAAAUUUGCAUUUUUCAAGUUUUCUAAAUGUUGGGGACUCUAAAAUCUUGCAAGAAGAAUGUUACAAAGAAUAAAUUUAUAGCCAGUAUUUCUCUACCCAAUUCAAGCUGUGUUUGCUUACAAACAGUGCAUUCUGCCUUUUAAAGGUCCUUCCAAACUAUUUCCCGGAAAACCUUUUUCAAAAAUCCAUUUGUAUUUGUGUGGUUGCUAUGGAAUUUGGUUGAACUGUAUGCAGAUGCAGAUUGUGUUAAUAAGAAAGGAAAAAAACUGAACUGUGUACUCCAGUGAACAGAGAUUAGUCUGUGUUUGUAUUAGAAUGUUGCUAUGACAGAGCAUAUGGUUUUAUUUCAUGGACAUUUGCAGUGAAAUGGAAGGAAAUCAGAUGUAUGCAAGACAAACAAACAAGGAAUGGCACACACUACAUAAAUGUUAAAGUUGAAUGGGUUGUUGCAGACAAAGAAAAAACAAUUAUUAGACAUAUUAAGCAGAAUUUUCCUGCCAAACAGUCAUAGACCUAUGCUCCUACUGUGCUGUCUGGCUGAUCCAUUGGAAAUGGCAUUGCUUUUACUGAUGUUUUUAUGGAUAAGGCUCAUUUCCAGUAUUAACUGUGUACUGUAAAACCAUAAUUCCCCUAGGCCAAUCCUCUUUUUAAUAAUCAUUCCACUGUUCAACCUUGAUACUUUUUUAUUAAGAUGUUCAAUGAAUAUUUUAAAUAAAACACCUGAAAUUCUACAAAAUUG